This is a messenger RNA of Penicillium lagena, 1611 nucleotides long. Its product is annotated as cytochrome P450. The coding region runs from base 1 to 1611 and encodes 536 amino acids. The record is from RefSeq and is a predicted model, not a curated record. The transcript has 7 exons. Gene Ontology annotation, molecular function: iron ion binding; oxidoreductase activity, acting on paired donors, with incorporation or reduction of molecular oxygen; monooxygenase activity. NCBI's taxonomy places the organism in Eukaryota, Fungi, Ascomycota, Eurotiomycetes, Eurotiales, Aspergillaceae.
AUGUAUCAAUUCGAUGAUAUGGCAAACGGAAAUUUCAUCAAGUUAGUCCCUUGGCUGCUAUGCUUUGGGGUUGCCUGGGUUGCUUGGAAGACCCUGCGAUUUGCUCUCUCCACCCAGCGCUCACCAUUCCUCCCUCCUGGACCUCCAGUAGUACCAUUCCUAGGAAAUUUGCACCAAGUCCCAUCCACCAAGGCGUUUUUAAAGUUUCAAGAAUGGGGGAUAAAAUACGGCCCGAUCGUUUCCGUUAAGAUGGGACCUACGGACAUGGUUAUUCUCAAUAAAGCAAAAGAUAUCAGAGAAUUAUUCGACAAACGGGGCGCCAUCUAUUCGAGCCGACCCCCAAAUCACAUUGGCACCGAAAUCAUCACACGCGAUAAUGUUCAUUUACUGCUCAUGCCUUAUGGUCAGGCGUGGCGGGAGCAGAGGAGAAUCUAUCAAGCAAUCCUCAGCAUUACUGCCGUGGGAUCCCUCCGACCGCUACAGGCAGCAGAAGCAGUCUUGACACUCCAUCAACUAGACCAAUCACCAGAGCGGUACUACGAUCAUAUCCGUCGGUACUCCACGGCGGUGAUACUCUCCUCUGUCUUUGGAGUCCGCGGACCGGAAUUUCAUCAUCGGAAUAUCAUGCGCCUCUACAAAGUUCAGGAUCAAUUCACAGCGAUUCUUGAUACAGCUGCAACACCACCAGUUGAUGUUUUUCCUAUCCUGAAGAGCCUGCCGAACUUUCUAACCCCUUGGCGUCGAUGGGCGUACCGAAUUCGAACAGAGCAGCGACGACUAUACUUUGAGCUUCUGGAAGACGUCAAAGACCGCCGGACGCGAGGCAUUAAACGGAACUGUUUUAUGGAUCAGUUACUUGAUGAAUCUUUCCGACAAAAGUAUUCUCUGGAUGAUGAGCAUAUUGCAUAUAUUGGCGGAGUACUCAUGGAAGGUGGAUCCGACACCACGUCGUCGACUCUGCUUUCCUUUCUUCUGGCUAUGGUGAAGUAUCCCCACGUGCUACAGAAAGCGCAGAAGCAUGUUGAUGCGCUUUGUGGGAAGCAAAGGUCUCCUAAUUUUGAGGAUCUAGCACAGCUACCGUACAUCAAAUGCUGCGUCUCCGAGCCGCAGGCGGUAUUCCGCAUACACUGGUUCAAGGUACAGUUAAUGCUCCUUCGAAUGCUUGAAACAAAGAAAACGAUGGGCGAGGCUAUUCACCAUGAUCCGGAAUGUUAUGAUGACCCCGAUAAGUUUAUACCCGAGAGAUUUGAGCAAAAUGAGCUCGGACUCAAACCAGGCCUAAACGAGACCGCUGGUAUUAGAAAGACAUACGCUUUUGGCGCAGGGAGACGGAUUUGCCCUGGAUCUCACCUCGCCGAGAACUCUCUGCGAAUUAACAUUGCUAAAGUUAUUUGGGCAUUCGAUAUUCGCGCUGGCAGAGAUACUCGAACUGGAUUACACCUAAACGCGGAAGAUAUUGACGACGAUAUUCGAACCAAGUGGACAGAUGGCUUUCUCACAGCACCAAAACCAUUUCCCGUCACCUUGUCUCUACGUUCAAAGGAUCAUGGUACUGUGAUCUACCGGGAACUUCAAGAAGCUCAGGAUAUCUUUGAGACUUAUGAGGAUUAA